GCUUAAUUUUAAAAAAGGAAAUAAAAAUUUUAAGUCGGUUUUGGAUGUUAUUUGCUUUUGCUUCCUCUUUUGACGACUCUUCUUCUUCUUCUUCUUCAAUAUCUCUCUAACCUUGAGGAGGAAGGCGGCGGCGGCGCGAUGUUACUCUCACGAGGGUUGUCCCGGAUUUCAAGAAACGGGUAUCGUCAUUGUUUUCUUUCUCGUGGACUAGACCGCCCUUUCCUUCUUUCUAACACUUCCCACUAUCUUGGACGCUCUACUCCAAAGUAGGUUUUAAAUCAUAGAGAAACUUAUUCCUGGAGUUUAUCUACACUGUACGGCUUCAAACAGCAGAUUCAUCAUCAGAGCAGCUCAUUGAUUGAGGAUCAACUUGACCCAUUCUCACUUGUCGCUGAUGAACUAUCGCUACUUGCAAAUAAGUUGCGGUCGAUGGUGGUUGCUGAGGUAUCUAAUUGUUCUCUCUCCCAUCAUUUCUGUGGUUCCCAAACUCGCCUCAGCUGCUGAGUACUUCUUCAAGAUGGGAGUAGAAGGAAAGCGAUUUCGUCCCACUGUUUUGUUACUGAUGGCAACAGCUUUGAAUGUGCACAUACCUGAACCAACACCAACUGGAGUUGGAGAUGUUGUGGCAACAGAGCUACGUGCAAGACAACAGAGCAUAGCUGAAAUCACAGAAAUGAUCCAUGUGGCAAGUCUUCUUCAUGACGAUGUGUUGGAUGAUGCAGACACUAGGCGUGGUAUUGGUUCACUAAAUUUUGUUAUGGGCAAUAAGGUAGCAGUAUUAGCUGGGGAUUUUCUCCUUUCACGAGCUUGUGUAGCCCUUGCUUCUUUGAAAAACACAGAGGUGGUUUCACUUUUGGCAACAGUUGUAGAACAUCUUGUUACUGGCGAAACCAUGCAGAUGACUAGUACAUCUGAGCAACGUUGUAGUAUGGAGUAUUAUAUGCAAAAGACAUACUACAAGACUGCAUCUUUGAUUUCAAACAGCUGCAAAGCAAUUGCACUUCUGGCCGGGCAAACAGCAGAAGUUGCAAUGUUGGCUUUUGAGUAUGGCAAAAAUCUGGGAUUGGCAUUUCAGUUAAUAGAUGACGUCCUUGAUUUCACAGGCACAUCUGCUUCCCUUGGAAAGGGUUCAUUAUCUGACAUUCGACAUGGAAUUGUGACUGCUCCAAUACUGUUUGCAAUGGAGGAGUUCCCCCAAUUACGUGCAGUUGUUGACCGGGGCUUUGACAAACCUGGAAAUGUUGAUAUUGCCCUAGAGUACCUUGGAAAGAGCCGGGGAAUACAAAGGACAAGGGAGUUAGCUGCGAAGCAUGCUAACCUUGCUGCAGCAGCUAUCGAUUCACUCCCGGAAACUGAUGAUGAAGAAGUAAGAAAGUCAAGGAGGGCACUAGUAGAUCUCACACAAAGAGUAAUCACAAGAAAUAAGUGACGGUAGACUUUUGAUUCCGACAACACUGCAAUAGAAAUUUUCUUAGUUUUUCAAAUAGUAUUCUUUUAGCUGAGGAUCAAUCUCCUCUUAUCGUUUUGUUUUGAUUAAUUCAAUUACAUAAGUUGUUUAGAUUAUAAAUUUUUUCUUUUGCCAAUAGCACCUGUUUGUAAAUUGUGAAUCAUGUGGUCAAGGGUAACAAAAUAAUAGCUACUGCUCAUGUAGCUAUGAAACUGUAGAUUUCCCACCAUCAGUUGAUGGUCAGGCAUAGGGGUCUCUUUAAGAAAAUGGAAAUUAUAUCUAUCAAAUUGUUGCAA
Ricinus communis (castor bean) is the source of this 1743-nucleotide messenger RNA. RefSeq names its product solanesyl diphosphate synthase 3, chloroplastic/mitochondrial. The record is from RefSeq and is a predicted model, not a curated record. Gene Ontology annotation, molecular function: prenyltransferase activity. Lineage: Eukaryota; Viridiplantae; Streptophyta; Magnoliopsida; Malpighiales; Euphorbiaceae. Gene Ontology annotation, cellular component: transferase complex. Gene Ontology annotation, biological process: ubiquinone biosynthetic process; isoprenoid biosynthetic process. Bases 395 to 1429 code for a protein of 344 amino acids. The transcript has 12 exons.